This is a messenger RNA of Spodoptera frugiperda (fall armyworm), 1535 nucleotides long. RefSeq names its product dual specificity protein phosphatase 14. Bases 419 to 1075 code for a protein of 218 amino acids. Lineage: Eukaryota; Metazoa; Arthropoda; Insecta; Lepidoptera; Noctuidae. The transcript has 4 exons. Gene Ontology annotation, molecular function: protein tyrosine/serine/threonine phosphatase activity. The record is from RefSeq and is a predicted model, not a curated record. Gene Ontology annotation, cellular component: cytoplasm. Gene Ontology annotation, biological process: protein dephosphorylation.
GCCUUCGACCACUCAGUGCGCCUGAGCAGUCACACAGCGCGCACGCACGCUAGCUCUCACGAAAAUACUCACAUCGAUAUUAAACACGAUAUACAAGACGAUUCAAAUACAUCUCAAGAUAAAGAAAAUGAAAUAAAAGUCUACCAAGGAUUUGAAGCUGGAAAUUUUCAAAAGGACAAUAUUCAAACAGUGAUUACAGAACUAUUCACAAUCGUGGAAACAGAUAUUGUGAAUUUAUUUAAAUAGUGGAUCACACAAAAUAGUUCGCGGACAAGAUAAAAUAAUUGUGAACAUUUCUCAGUGAUUUAGCGAACAUUGUGAAUUUUAUUCGCGAAUAAAUAUAAAUAAAGUGGUAGUGUGGACAGUGAAGUGAGAAAAUUUGAUAGGAAUAAAAGUUGCUGAAGUUUGGUGCAACAUUAUGAAAGUCCUGACCGUAUCUGAUAAGGUCGCGAGUGUAGGAGAUGGAAACGAACCGACUGUGGUCGACACGCAGAUCCUGACUAAGGAGGAACUUAACAAAGGAUGUCCUCUUGGUGUUUCUCGUGUCACCCCAUAUCUGUACGUGUGUGGAGCUCAUGCAUUGCCGGGAGCAGUGAGAGUGCUGCAUCCUGGUCUCAUCGUCAGUGCAGCUCCUGAGCUGCCGCCCCCUCCUGAAGACUAUGUUCCCAGGAAGUUUGUGCCUCUACUCGACACACCUAACUCCGAUAUGCACCCCUACAUGGAGAGUGUAGCUGACCUGAUUAAUGAGGUCAUCUGCAAUGGGGACGUGGUGCUGGUUCAUUGCGUUGCUGGCAUAUCUAGAUCAGUUACUCUCUGCUUGGCGUACCUCGUGAAAUGGCAGAAGAUGACCUUGAGGGACGCCUAUUAUCAUAUGAAGCAAAGACGACCACAAAUCCGACCCAACACGGGUUUCUUCAAGCAGCUCAUCAAGUUCGAAGAGAGGCUUUUUGGGGAACCAUCGGUGAAGAUGGUUUACUGCGAAGCUAUUGAUAAGGAGAUCCCUGAUGUAUACGAGGCUGAUUAUAUCGGCAUGACUUGGUUCAGGCAGAGAUACGGACCCAUCGAGAAGAGCUGAAGAGUGACAGAGAUGUCGUUUAUAUUAGAAAAGGAUAGCUGUGAUGAUUACUUUGUGCGAAGAUGAAAGAAAGGGAAAGGUAAGAGACGAUGAAUGACUAUAAAUAUAAGACUGAGUGGAUGAAUGAUUUGGGGAAUGAAUGAAAGAGAUUCAGUUCCGAUAUUAUAAAUGAUGGGUGUUAUAAUGUAUAAUUGAAACUGUGAGUAAUGUAUAAAAAGGUGAACAUUAAGGUGUGAAAGAAUUUUCUAGAUAAAAUAGAAAUUUACAUGUAUUGUUCAUACUUUUGUAUUUUAUUGUAAAUUAUUAUUGGCUGAUAACGUAAGCAUGCACUUUACGUAUGUAUUUACUUUAUGUGUAAGCAAUGUGAUAAUUAACUUAUUGUUAUAAAUUAACCAUAAGGUAUUCGUUUACCAUUGAAUUGUAUAAGAUGGGACCAAAAUAAAUAUGUGGAUAAUUUUUA